Molecule: messenger RNA, 1615 nt
Organism: Manis pentadactyla (Chinese pangolin)
Lineage: Eukaryota; Metazoa; Chordata; Mammalia; Pholidota; Manidae
Gene: SDE2
Product: SDE2 telomere maintenance homolog
Exons: 8
Coding region: 63-1511 (482 amino acids)
Cellular component (GO): nucleus
Source: RefSeq, a predicted model, not a curated record
CUAGGUGCGUCGCGGUUGCUGCGCCCGCUGUCCACGGUCCCGAGGCUCGCGGACUACGGAAAAUGGCGGAGUCCGCGUUGUUCGUGUGGCUCUGCGGCCCCGGUUUCGGGUGCAAGGCGGUCCGGUGGGGUUCAGCCCCGUGCUCCGUGCUCGAUUUUAUCCGCCGACACCGCCAAGAUCAGGAUGUUCCAGUGGAAUGCUUCUUUGUGAAAUGCAAUGGAUCACUCAUUAACACCAACGACAUGGUGCAGCAUGGAGCUGUUUAUAGUUUGGAACCCAGACUUUGUGGAGGAAAAGGAGGUUUUGGAUCUAUGCUUCGAGCACUGGGUGCCCAGAUUGAGAAGACAACCAAUCGGGAAGCUUGCAGGGACCUCAGUGGAAGGAGACUACGAGAUGUCAAUCAUGAAAAAGCAAUGGCUGAAUGGGUGAGACAGCAGGCUGAGCGAGAGGCUGAGAAGGAGCAGAAGCGCCUGGAGCGACUGCAGCGACAGCUGGCAGGGCCUGGGCACUGCCUCACUAGCCCUGGCUACCAGCAGCAGUGCCACGAGAUGGCAGAGCGCCUGGAGGAUUCUGUCCUCAAAGUAAUGAACACAGGAUGUCUAGCAACCCACAAAAGCACACAUACUCACACAGUCUGGGCAUAUGGCCCCCUGAAUUCUGUGGGCCAAUGGGCCACAGGUAUGCAGGCUGCCUCCAGCAAGAUGGUAUCAGCAGAAAUCAGUGAGAAUCGGAAACGGCCUAACAAAUCAAAAACAGACAAAGGAGCCAGAGCAGAGAAAAGGAAAUGCUUUUGGUUGGGUUUGGAAGGACUAGAGACUGCAGAGGGGUCCAGCACCGAGAGCUCGGAUGAUGACAGUGAUGAAGCACCUAGUACCUCAGGAAUGAGGUUCCAUGGUCCAAAAACUGGCAGUGACAGUGUUGAGAUGGCAUUCAAACUUCCCAAUAGUUCUCAGAAGAGUACAGACUCUAGAUCUCAAGAAGAACUACGGACCCCAGAGGCUGACCCUGGGAGCAGUAUUUCAGAAGAUUUGUGUGCUGAGCUGGGAGAGACACCUGCCAGGGACAUCGUGGAAAGGAAGAUGGCUCUAGAAAUACAGAACACCCAGGAGGAGGAGGAGGAGGCAGAGAGGAAAGAACCCAUAGAAAAGGAAGUAGCUGGGACAGGACUGAAUAAGGAGCAAGAAACAAAAGAAAUGACUGAUGGAGAAAGAGCUGCCAAGGUAGCACCUGGAGAAGGCGGGGAAAACACUCCUGUUGCCAAACUGGAGGAAAGCCAAUCAGGAAACACAGAUGUUGGUAAGGAAACUAUAGAUUUACAGGCAUUCCACUCUGCUGCAGAAAUGGAGCUGCUGGGUUUGGAGAAACUCAAGUGGGAACUGAUGGCACUGGGCCUGAAAUGUGGGGGCACUCUGCACGAGCGGGCAGCACGGCUCUUCUCUGUCAGAGGACUGGCACAGGGGCAGAUAGAUCCAGCUUUAUUUGCCAAGCCUUUGAAAGGGAAGAAGAAAUGAAUUUUAUCAGAGCUGAUUUCCUACUUCUUUAUAGUCUAGUACUUAUGACCUACAUAAUAUUGACUCGUGGCCAUUUUUCCUGUUGACAUUAAAGCUGAUUUUUU